AUGGAUACUGGAGAUCCACCGCAAGUCAGCGCCGCCUCUGAAGGAGCUGGGAACAUGCCUCCUCCAGCCAGAAUUCGAUCUGGCCUGGUAGAGGAUGAAGAUAAUGGUGAAAUCAACCUCCGGUACGGCGCCAAUUCUCUAAUUCCCGGACCUGUUGGCGGUCCUGCGAAUGCCCCUAGCCCGGCUCAGCACAUACUGCUCGGUCCUUUCCAGACUCCCGCCGAUCAGCAUCAUGACCCUCCCUUUGGGCUUUCGCCACGAGAGGUCAACGAAAGAGAUGCGGAAGCCAAAAGCGUCGCUUUCAUUUUGUACCGUUGCCAUUCAGCAACGCAGAAUGGAUGCCCUAGAAGCCAGAACUUAUCCCUCAGUCGGUUCCCUCCUCUCUCGCGGCAUGCCAAUAUCCUCCGAAUAUUCCCUCUACCUGCUCGUAUUCGCCGUCGUCAAUUAUCGGCCUUUGGAGACCUGCCGGAGUUCUGGCUUGGGGCUGAGUUCUGUGGGGCGUGGUCUCGAAUUGAUCUGCAGAACCGAAACUUGGAUCCUGUAUGGCUUUCGGAUAGAUCGUUAACCUCCCAGGCUAGGAAGAAUCAGAAUGUGUAG
This is a messenger RNA of Penicillium cosmopolitanum, 597 nucleotides long. RefSeq lists its product as uncharacterized. Bases 1 to 597 code for a protein of 198 amino acids. The transcript is spliced from 3 exons. The record is from RefSeq and is a predicted model, not a curated record. NCBI's taxonomy places the organism in Eukaryota, Fungi, Ascomycota, Eurotiomycetes, Eurotiales, Aspergillaceae.